AAUGUAUUGAUUUUUAUGCUAACACGUGCCUUACAGCUGUUCAGUUGUUGACAUGUCUUGAACAAUUCUACAUGGCUCAGCUCAAUGUCCAGUGGAUAAAGGGAAGAAAAUUAAAUACAAACUAAAAUGUCGGUUGGAUUUAUUGGGGCUGGGCGAAUGGCCCAGGCCUUGAGUCGGGGCUUUAUAUCCAAAGGUGUUGUGAAGCCCCAAAAGAUGAUAGCCAGUGACAUGUCGGAAUCGGUCCUGCAAGACAUGAAGAAACUGGGUAUAAGGACCACUAACUGUAACAUUGAGGUUGUGGAGAGGAGCUACCUGGUAGUACUGGCUGUCAAACCGCAUACAGUGUCUGAUGUACUGAAUGAAAUCUCGGACUUCUUCACGGACGAGAAGAUCUUUGUCUCCAUAGCAGCCGGGGUACCUCUUGAGAUCCUUGAGGCGAAUUUACCAAGGGAAACACGUGUAUUACGUGCUAUGCCGAACACUGCCAGUUUGGUGCAUGCAGGAGCUACAGUUGUUGCACCAGGAAAGUCAGUACGCAAAGGCGACGCCCCAUUAGUACAAAAACUGUUCCAGACUGUGGGUCUGUGCUUCGUAGGAACGGAGGAUAAACUGGACGCGGUGACCGGACUCAGCGGAAGUGGACCAGCCUAUGCCUUUGCUACCAUUGAAUCUCUGGCAGAUGGGGGAGUUAAAAUGGGACUUCCUAGAGACAUGUCUACAAAACUUGCCGCACAGACCUUAUUUGGUGCUGCAAAGAUGGUUCUUGAAUCUGAUAAACACCCCGGCCAGCUGAAAGACGAAGUUUGUUCACCAGGGGGAACCACGAUCGCAGCCAUACACGAGCUGGAGCGCAAAGGAUUCCGAGGGACCAUCAUGGACGCUGUGGAAGCAUCAGCUCUGAAGGCCAAAGAAAUGGGUGAACAAGAACUCCAGAAACACGAGGAGUCUCUCGAAAUGGAAGCGCAAGUGGAGGAAAAAGAGGUGGAGAAAAUCAAAGCGCAAGCCUCCCCCAAAUAAGAUUGGAGCUCAUCAUCUCACAGGCUAUUUUAUAGGAGAGAUGGCGCCAUAGUUACUUAAUAUUUCUGAAUCCCAAGCCAUCAAGUCCCUGUGUUUGUACGCAUAUACGUGUCGCAGACACAUUAACAUACGUUUUUGCUGUUAGUUUCCGUUGUGCAAAGGACCAACUUAUUCCUCUGCAAAAGAAAUCAAAUGUUGUAUUUACAAUUAUUUUACAAAAAGCAUUGCCAGUAUUUGACCAUGUACAUAAUAUGUACAUAUGGAAUAUGUAUGACAGAUACUAGUACUUUUGCAAUUAAAGUUAUCUAUAGUUUAUUAAGUAAUUAUAGUUUAUACAUGUAUCUUACCGGUGGUUUAUACAUUUUCAGUCAAAUAGCACUGCUAAACUACGCUAUUUCUUCGUGCAGCAUUAUCAAAACAAUUUGAAAUUGCCAUGAUCUCAUUUGUUAUGAAGUUCAACUCUUAUUUCUUAUUAAAAAUAUGUACCUGUAUACAUACAAAAGCAAUAGAAGUAAUGUGGUCAAAUACCAUUUUUUUUUUGUAUCUAAACUUGCACUUUUUACUGACAAUUCUGUAAUAUAUUUACAUUUUGUGUUAGUGUUAUGCUAUUGAAUUAUUUUUAUGUUUUUUGUUAUAUUCACGAAUUAAAACUUUAUUUUUAAGUCUAGCUUGUUUUCAGAUCAUCACACUUCGAGAUAGUCUUUUAGCCAAUAGCAAAUCUUUGGACAUUGAUGAUAUCCGUAAACAACGGAUUAUGUAUUUUAAAAAAGAACUUUACCUUAUGUUUGUGCAUUUUUAAGUGAAAAAAAUAUUGGUUUUGAAAGCUGAGCUGAACAUUUUGACUGAAAAUUUCACUUCUUACCUAGUCGUACGUCUAUAACAAUUGGUCUCGAGAUGUAUGUGCCAUUGAUGAUAUAAAGUAAAUAUAUAAAAAUGAAUUAAAAAUAAUUAUGAAA
Messenger RNA from Saccostrea cuccullata (small rock oyster), 1973 nucleotides. Its product is annotated as pyrroline-5-carboxylate reductase 1, mitochondrial-like. Gene Ontology annotation, biological process: L-proline biosynthetic process. NCBI's taxonomy places the organism in Eukaryota, Metazoa, Mollusca, Bivalvia, Ostreida, Ostreidae. The coding region runs from base 127 to 1017 and encodes 296 amino acids. The transcript is spliced from 6 exons. The record is from RefSeq and is a predicted model, not a curated record. Gene Ontology annotation, molecular function: pyrroline-5-carboxylate reductase activity.